Messenger RNA from Microtus oregoni (creeping vole), 552 nucleotides. RefSeq names its product keratin-associated protein 4-4-like. NCBI's taxonomy places the organism in Eukaryota, Metazoa, Chordata, Mammalia, Rodentia, Cricetidae. The coding region runs from base 1 to 552 and encodes 183 amino acids. The record is from RefSeq and is a predicted model, not a curated record. The transcript has 3 exons.
AUGCCCAGGGACAAGUGCAACAGACACGAGUGUGACAGAGACGAGUGUGUGACAGAGACGAGUGUGAGAAAGAUGAGUGUGACAGAGAUGAGUGUGACAGAGACGAGUGUGACAGAGACGAGUAGACGAGUGUGUGACAGAGACGAGUGUGACAGAGACGAGUGUGACAGAGACGAGUGUGACAGAGAUGAGUGUGACAGAGAUGAGUGUGACAGAGAUGAGUGUGACAGAGAUGAGUGUGACAGAGUUGAGUGUGUGACAGAGAUGAGUGUGACAGAGAUGAGUGUGACAGAGACGAGUGUGACAGAGACGAGUGUGACAGAGACAGACGAGUGUGACAGAGACGAGUGUGACAGAGACGAGUGUGACAGAGAUGAGUGUGACAGAGAUGAGUGUGACAGAGAUGAGUGUGACAGAGAUGAGUGUGACAGAGAUGAGUGUGACAGAGUUGAGUGUGUGACAGAGAUGAGUGUGACAGAGAUGAGUGUGACAGAGAUGAGUGUGACAGAGACGAGAGUGACAGAGAUGAGUGUGACAGAGACGAGUGUGUGA